CUAGGGCGAGAUCCCUCAACUGUUUCCAUACAAUCUUAUUCCAGAACAGUGGAGCUUUGGGUUCUCUUGUUUCCAUCGCCAAACACACAACUUUUUCAUGGCCCGCAAAUUCUUUGUUGGAGGCAACUGGAAAUGCAAUGGAACAACUGAGGAAGUUAAGAGGAUUGCGACCACAUUGAAUGAAGCUGAAGUUCCAUCUGAGGAUGUUGUCGAGGUUGUUGUGAGCCCUCCAUUUGUGUUUCUCACUGUUGUGAAAAGCCUGUUACGGUCUGAUUUCCAUGUUGCUGCCCAGAACUGUUGGGUUCGCAAAGGUGGGGCUUUUACCGGUGAAAUUAGUGCUGAGAUGCUUGUUAAUUUGGGGAUUCCAUGGGUUAUUAUUGGUCACUCUGAGAGGAGGGCUCUCUUGAAUGAGUCCAAUGAGUUUGUCGGAGACAAAGUAGCUUAUGCACUUUCUCGAGGCUUGAAAGUGAUUGCUUGCAUUGGAGAGACUCUUGAACAGCGAGAAUCAGGCUCAACCAUGGCCGUUGUUGCUGCACAAACCAAAGCAAUUACCGAGAAAGUAACAAACUGGGAAAAUGUUGUUCUGGCUUAUGAACCUGUUUGGGCCAUUGGUACCGGGAAGGUUGCGACCCCUGCUCAGGCUCAGGAAGUUCAUUGUGAGUUGAGGAAAUGGCUUCAUGACAAUGUCGGUGCUGAAGUAGCUGCAUCUACUAGAAUCAUAUAUGGAGGUUCGGUUAAUGGGGCUAACUGCAAGGAAUUGGCUGCACAACCAGAUGUCGACGGCUUUUUAGUUGGUGGAGCUUCUCUAAAGCCCGAGUUCAUCGAUAUCAUCGAGGCAGCCGCUGUGAAAAAGAACUGAACUUGGCAUCCUACUGGGAACUUAUGACCUUUCUUUAGGAUCGGAUAACCGAGUUGCGAGUGCAAUAAGCCAAAAUUUAACAUUUGUUUUGAAGCAUAGAUCCUCAUUUUGGAUUUUGAACCCUAUAUUUUCAGUUGGCCCUGAUUGUCGUGGGAUGAAGCGACUGCACCAUCUUUGUUUUUGUAAUAACCCAGUGGUCUAAGUGAUUGAAUCGUUUGCUCAAUAAGCUACAAACAACCUUUCAAGAA
Messenger RNA from Hibiscus syriacus, 1107 nucleotides. RefSeq names its product triosephosphate isomerase, cytosolic-like. Gene Ontology annotation, cellular component: cytosol. The coding region runs from base 98 to 859 and encodes 253 amino acids. Gene Ontology annotation, molecular function: triose-phosphate isomerase activity. The record is from RefSeq and is a predicted model, not a curated record. The transcript has 9 exons. Gene Ontology annotation, biological process: glycolytic process; glycerol catabolic process; gluconeogenesis. NCBI's taxonomy places the organism in Eukaryota, Viridiplantae, Streptophyta, Magnoliopsida, Malvales, Malvaceae.